AUGGCUCGAGUUUUGCAACAAUACGCUUUGGCGGCUCUCAUCCUUGUACUAUCUGCAAAUGCCUUUACGUUUCAAAUAGCUCGACAAGGCGCAGUAUUGGCACCUCCACGAUCAUCAUCAAUACCAUGCGCACCAAAGUCAAACCUUUUCGGAUGUACCAGACCAUGCCGCGCGAAAACGUUCAUGACAGAAGCUGCGAAUGAGCCCGAGGAGCCAGACAUUAAAAGCACCAAUGAUUCCAAGACGGAGAAAAGUGAUGAAGUUGAGGAGAAGAGAACGCGAACAUGGUUGUUGACAGUUCCAUUAUUCUUUAAAUUUGUGAUAGUCCUCCUGUUGAAGUUCGCCACCGACUUGGUAGUGUAUCCACUACUCUGGCUCUACCGACUGGCUGGCAUUGUAAAGAGAAAAUUCAAGAGCCUCAUUGGAAGGGGGGACACCACACUUGACAAGACCAAUGGAGAAUCAUAA
Molecule: messenger RNA, 468 nt
Organism: Cylindrotheca closterium
Lineage: Eukaryota; Bacillariophyta; Bacillariophyceae; Bacillariales; Bacillariaceae
Source: the annotation of a GenBank genome assembly